Messenger RNA from Glycine soja, 1995 nucleotides. Its product is annotated as phosphatidylinositol glycan anchor biosynthesis class U protein-like. Gene Ontology annotation, biological process: attachment of GPI anchor to protein; protein localization to cell surface. The transcript is spliced from 14 exons. The record is from RefSeq and is a predicted model, not a curated record. The coding region runs from base 117 to 1523 and encodes 468 amino acids. Gene Ontology annotation, cellular component: membrane; GPI-anchor transamidase complex. Lineage: Eukaryota; Viridiplantae; Streptophyta; Magnoliopsida; Fabales; Fabaceae.
AAAAAAAAAAAAAACAGAAGCAGAACCACCGCAAUAGAAGUUCGUUUUGGUCCUCUUCCGAAAAACCCAGAGGCAGAGGCAGAGGCAAGCGAAGCAGCAGCUCCGAUCUGAAGACGAUGAUGAAGAAGAAGGUGCAAUGGUUCUGGACUUGGGUUCUUGGUUCCGUCGUUUUGAGGCUCAUUCUCCUCUUCUUCCCCAAAAAUCUCAACCUCUCUUCUCGCCCCGAAGUCUCCACCCCCCUCACCAGCCUCCGUCGUCUGGCCGAGGGUUACUGGCUGAAGCAGUCAUCGCUGUCACCCUAUGCUGGAUCAAUGUACCAUGGUUCCCCUUUGUUAUUGACGCUUCUCGGCCCGCUCACAGUUAGAAGAAUUGAAGGACAACCCGAUCAUCUUUUAUGCAGCUUGGUUUUUGUGAUUGCAGAUGUGGUCAGUGCAAUGCUUAUUUGUGCUGCUGGUGAAAAACUCAAGGUGGCAUACAUUUCAAGUUUGCAAUCCCUUGGCCUUCAUAAUUUGACAGAGAAUUCAGAGUUUCUUCCUUCAGGAGAUUUUGCUGCUCUUGUAUACUUAUGGAAUCCUUUCACAAUAGUUGCAUGCGUUGGUCUAUCCACAUCUGCAAUUGAGAACUUGAUGGUUGUGUUAUCACUUUAUGGAGCAUGUUCACGACUAGCUCCACUGGCAGCUUUUGGGUGGGUCAUGGCUACACACUUGUCUCUGUACCCUGCAAUCCUUAUUAUCCCAGUGAUAUUGCUAUUGGGAUAUGGUCCUGAUGCUCCUCCUAGGAAAUUAUUCUGUCAAAGAAAAAAUCUUGAAGGUGGCAAUUCUAUCCCAAGUGAUAGUUGUUCAGAAGAGGAAGCAAAAAAUCAGCUAAAGGUGGCAAAUGUAUUCUCAUGGAGGCCAGUUGUGCUUUUUUUGUUCUGGGCUUUGCUGUGGUCAUCCUACGUCUUGGUCCUUUGUGGCAUUUAUGUCCAACAGUAUGGUGGUCUACAGGAGUUGUUCAAAAGAACCUAUGGCUUCAUUCUUACCAUACAAGAUCUGUCUCCAAACAUUGGUGUUUUGUGGUACUUCUUUGCAGAAGUUUUUGAUUUUUUCAGAAAUUUCUUCCUGAUAGUAUUUCAUGGGAAUAUUCUAUUGAUGAUAGCACCAUUAGCCUUACGGCUUAAUCAUCGGCCGUGCUUUCUAGCUUUUGUAUAUAUUGUGAUAUCUUCUAUGUUGAAGUCUUAUCCUUCAGUUGGUGAUUCAGCUCUGUAUUUGGGUUUACUUGGGUUGUUUGCAUAUGAACUCAAAGAUAUGCAGUUUUCAUUCUUCCUGUUUUCUGGCUAUAUUGGGGUUUCACUUCUUAGCCCUGUGAUGCACAAUCUAUGGAUAUGGAGGGGUACUGGAAAUGCAAAUUUUUACUUUGCGACUGCAAUUGCUUAUGUGUGCUUGCAGAUCAUUCUGGUAGUUGAGAGUGUUAGUGCCAUGCUCAAUCAUGACAGAAAACUCACCAAGCUAUAUACUGCAAAGCUUCAAAACAUCAAAUCUUGAGAACUUUGAAGUGUGCUUUUAUGUGUCAAUGGUAAUCCCUGAGCUUUGUGUGGACAUCUGGGUUCCACGAUCCGUUGUUGUGCUGUCCUUCAAUUCCUUUAUCAAAUAUCUGCAUUUCUUUGAAUGCAAGCAUAUUUCACCGGGGUUGUAAAUGGACGCAAGGCUCUGCAAUCUUGAUGCUGAAUGCCACUUACAGUUUGUUAUAAAGGAUAACAAUCAUGAUAUUUUAUUGUGGUUCUUAGAGCUCUUUUGUACUUGAUGUACCGUUUAAGUAGUUUCAAUGACUUCAUUCUUCAAAUACUACUUGAUUGCGGCACAUGUUUAUUUUAUAUGUUUAACAUGUAUGUUACUAUACUGCACUUGUUGCCUUGUUGGUCGGAAUAUCUGUAGCGUGCCUAUGGGAAUGAACCAUAUGGAAUGACACCAAAAACUCGAGCAUAUUUUACAUUAUUGAUGUCUCUCUUGCUGUACU